GUCAUCGACAGCCAAGCGCCCGGGGGCAGCCUGGACUUGGCGCCGGGAGGGCUGAGCCUGGAGGAGCACUCGCUGGAGCAGGUGCAGUCCAUGGUGGUGGGCGAGGUGCUCAAGGACAUCGAGACGGCCUGCAAGCUGCUCAACAUCACGGCAGACCCCGUGGACUGGAGUCCAGGCAACGUGCAGAAGUGGCUGCUAUGGACGGAGCACCAGUACCGGCUGCCCCCCGUGGGCAAGGCCUUCCAGGAGCUGGGGGGCAAGGAGCUGUGUGCCAUGUCAGAGGAGCAGUUCCGCCAGCGCUCGCCCCUGGGCGGGGAGGUGCUGCACGCCCACCUGGACAUCUGGAAAUCAGCGGCCUGGAUGAAAGAGAGGACCUCCGCCGGGGCUGUCCACUUCUGUGCCUCGACCAGCGAGGAGAGCUGGACGGACAGCGAAGUGGACUCGUCCUGCUCGGGGCAGCCCAUCCACCUGUGGCAGUUCCUCAAGGAGCUGCUGCUGAAGCCCCACAGCUACGGCCGCUUCAUCCGGUGGCUCAACAAGGAGAAGGGCAUCUUCAAAAUUGAGGACUCCGCCCAGGUGGCCCGGCUGUGGGGCAUCCGGAAGAACCGCCCCGCCAUGAACUAUGACAAGCUGAGCCGCUCCAUCCGCCAGUAUUACAAGAAGGGCAUCAUCCGGAAGCCGGACAUCUCCCAGCGCCUCGUCUACCAGUUUGUGCACCCCAUCUGAGGGCGGGCCAGGCUCCCUCCGGCUGCCCCGGCCCAGCAGACCCUGCGCUGGGGAGGGGGAGUCUGCUGGCAUUCCGAGUCCAAGGUCGGGGAGGGGAAGGCCCACCGCUCCCAGAGUGCAGUGAGCUCUCUGCCCCCCACCGUCCCCCUGGGGUGCUUCCUCCUCAGGCCCCACUGUUCCUGUGCCCAGCCACUCAGCCACUAGAGGACGGGGGGCACCGGCUGCCCCCAGUGUUCACAGCCCCCAGGGAAGGCACUCCCUGCCUUGAUCCCAGCAUUCCCGGAGCAGACCUGACAGAAUGGCAAUGACUGUCCGAGGCCACUCGCAGUCCAGUGCUCUCUGCCACCCCGGCCUGGCAUGGUGCUGGGAGUGGGGAGCCAGAGGUGCCCCUGGGAGUGGGUAAUAAAGAUACCAGGAAACUGA
Molecule: messenger RNA, 1149 nt
Organism: Myotis brandtii (Brandt's bat)
Lineage: Eukaryota; Metazoa; Chordata; Mammalia; Chiroptera; Vespertilionidae
Gene: SPDEF
Product: SAM pointed domain containing ETS transcription factor
Exons: 5
Biological process (GO): regulation of transcription by RNA polymerase II; cell differentiation
Cellular component (GO): nucleus
Molecular function (GO): sequence-specific DNA binding; DNA-binding transcription factor activity, RNA polymerase II-specific
Source: RefSeq, a predicted model, not a curated record